This is a messenger RNA of Agrilus planipennis (emerald ash borer), 5772 nucleotides long. It is a transcript of the gene Utx, whose product is annotated as histone demethylase UTY. Gene Ontology annotation, cellular component: MLL3/4 complex. Gene Ontology annotation, biological process: regulation of gene expression. Lineage: Eukaryota; Metazoa; Arthropoda; Insecta; Coleoptera; Buprestidae. Bases 16 to 3345 code for a protein of 1109 amino acids. The record is from RefSeq and is a predicted model, not a curated record. The transcript has 12 exons. Gene Ontology annotation, molecular function: RNA polymerase II cis-regulatory region sequence-specific DNA binding; protein binding; chromatin DNA binding.
UUCGUUUAUCUUGUUAUGCUACAAUUUUUAUUUUUAUUUGUUCUAGUAAAAUUCCAUAUUGCUCAUCUUUUCGAGGUCCAAGGGAAAUUAAAAGGAGCCAAGGAACGUUAUGAGUUACUAUUACGGGACAAAAACAUCAGUGCCUCAUUAAGAGCGGAUAUUUUUAGACAAUUAGGUUGGCUAUAUCACUGCCAUGACAUAUUAGGAGAUAAAAAUCAACGUAUUCCAUUAGCUAUUCACUGCCUUCAACGGGCCAUCGACGCAGAUCCGUACUCAGGACAAACUUUAUAUUUACUUGGUCGUUGUUACGCUAGUAUAGGAAAAGUUCAUGAUGCAUUUAUCGCAUAUAGAAACUCGGUAGAGAAGUCCGAAGGCAAUGCUGAUACUUGGUGCUCCAUAGGAGUGCUCUACCAGCAGCAGAGUCAGCCUAUGGAUGCCUUACAAGCGUACAUUUGCGCGGUUCAGUUGGAUAAAUGUCAUUCGGCUGCUUGGGCAAAUUUGGGUAUUUUAUACGAAAGCUGUGGCCAAGCUCGGGACGCUUACGCCUGUUACCUCAACUCGAAUCGCGGCUUGGCCAACCAAGGUACACCAGACUCCGCGGUCGAACCGUACAUGCUAACGAAAAAUUUCCAACAUACUAGGUCUCCAUCUCCUGUGGGAAUGAACCCACGGCUCACCCAGAGAAUAAAUUUCCUGCAAACACACCUUGCUAACGCCCCAAUGCCGAGCAUAACAGCAAAUCGAAAGCAAUUGCUUUCCAUCGAAGAAGCGUGGAAUUUGCCGAUAUCUGCAGAAAUGUCAUCUCGGCAACAACAACAGCAAAAUGGUACAUCGCAGAAUCGAAAUGUAUCACAAACGUAUCCGAAAGGCUUUGCUCCAACUACUCCUCAGGGGCCACCUCCUCCUUAUCCAUCACCUACUUCUGGCCCUCCAAGUAAACGAUUUAGAACGGAAGCAGGAGAUCAGAAGACGGCGCAACCACAACCGCAACCACAACAGCAACCGUCUUUCUAUUUAUCACAGAACCAGUUGCAACUGUUGCAUUAUUUCCAACAAAACAUCAGCAAUUUAUCGCAAGCUCAACAGACAAUGAUGCAACAGCUGCAACAACAGUAUCGACUAAUGCAGCAACAUCAACAGCAGUUUAGAACACAAAAACAGCAGCCACAAUCUGGAAUUAGUUCUGUAACACGGACUGGACAAACGCCUACAUUCACGGGAUCCAUCACGCAAUCUUUUUCCAGUCAAGCUAUCAAUAGAACUUCACCACUAGCACCUCCAAAGAGUUUUUCGCCCAUAAAUACGGUUACGCCACCAGGGAAUCAAUUUAAAUCUGAUAAACUCGUGCAGCCUUCGCUUACUACCCCCAUUCCCAAUUGUAUGCGAGACAUUAGUUCCUCUAUGUCAAUGAGCAAUGCAGGGACGAAUGAUUUAGAUGUUAGUGAGGAAGAUUUGCAGGAUCUCUUAUCACAAAAAGAUCUCGCCACUACAUUAGCUGAAAAUUUGUUGAAGCAUUUCGGAUCGGAAGAAAUGGAUCAAGUAAAAACUGAGAGUUCAGACAAUAUUACGCUUUCUUCGGGACCGUUUUCGCCAUCGAAUAUUGCGUCGGAAAUUAAAGUCGAAGUAAAAGAUGAAUUAAAACCCAAAGGGUUAUCGCCACAAACAGAAAGGAUUCUUACAACUAGUCAUUCUCUAUGGGGUGAGAUGGAAUCUAUCCAUCAACCAGAUAAGCGUCCUGACAGUGAAUAUAACAUUGACAUGGACGCAAGAACUAUUUUGGAGUUAUGCAAGGGUGAGGGAAUCAAAGGAGAUAUAAGUCACUCUUUAAUUGCGGACAAUGCACCACCGCCUGCACCUCCUGAUCCCCCUUCAGUGAAAUUGAAUCAUCAGCAACUGUUACCUCCAACUCCUUCCGUGUAUUUGGACAACAAGAAGCAUGCAUUUAGUCCUCAGCUGCAAGAAUUUUGCCUUAAACACCCUAUAGCGGUGAUCAGAGGAAUGGCAUCGGCUCUAAAACUUGACCUGGGACUGUUUUCUACAAAAACUCUUGUUGAAGCAAACCCGGACCAUACCGUAGAAGUUAGAACGCAAAUACAGCAACCUUCGGAUGAAAAUUGGGAUCCACAGUCAGGAAAGAAAGUGUGGGCUUGUAUUUCUCAUAGGUCACAUACAACGAUAGCAAGAUAUGCUCAGUAUCAAGCGUCUAGCUUUAAAGAAAGUUUAAAGGAGGAGAGAGAUAAGACCAGUGGUGGAAAUUACAAUCUUUCUGAUUCUGACUCUAAGGACUCAACCAACUUUCCAAAGAGGAAGAAUAAGAACGCACCGACAGUUCAACAAACAGGACAGAUCAAGAACUAUAACCCUCCAAAAAUGUUGAAAUUUGGUACAAAUGUUGAUCUGUCGGACGAAAGGAAAUGGAGGCCACAGUUGCAAGAACUUAUGAAGUUACCUGCUUUUGCAAGAGUUGUUUCGGCUGGAAAUAUGCUUUCUCACGUUGGUCACGUUAUACUUGGAAUGAAUACAGUACAGUUGUAUAUGAAGGUCCCAGGUAGUAGAACUCCGGGUCAUCAAGAAAAUAACAAUUUCUGUUCAAUAAACAUUAACAUAGGCCCAGGCGACUGUGAAUGGUUCGCAACACCUGAUGCAUACUGGGGUGCUAUUUGUGCCUUAUGCGAAAAAAAUCAAAUCAACUACCUUCAUGGAUCAUGGUGGCCAGUGUUAGAAGAUCUUUAUAAAGCCAAUAUACCGGUAUACCGCUUUUUGCAACGACCUGGAGAUUUAGUGUGGGUUAACGCCGGAUGUGUUCAUUGGGUUCAAGCAGUCGGCUGGUGUAAUAACAUCGCUUGGAAUGUUGGUCCUUUAACUGCGCGUCAAUACCAACUUGCAAUUGAAAGAUAUGAAUGGAAUAAACUUGAAAGUUUCAAAUCUAUCGUUCCUAUGUUACAUUUGUCGUGGAAUUUGGCGAGAAAUAUUAAAGUUUCUGAUCCUAAAUUAUUCUCAUCAAUUAAAAAAUGUUUAUUGAGGACUUUACGACAAUGUUCAAUGAUCUUGGAGUUUGUGCGACACAAAGGAGUAGAAGUCAAAUUUCACGGUCGGGGAAAAAAUGAAGCUUCACAUUACUGUGGCCAAUGUGAGAUUGAGGUGUUCAAUAUACUGUUUAUACGUGAACAAGAAAAGCGGCAUGUAGUUCACUGCUUGGAUUGUGCUCGUAAGCAAUCGUCUAACUUAGAGGGAUUUGUAUGUUUAGAAGAGUACAAGAUGGAAGAAUUGAUGGAUGUCUAUGACAAUUUUGUUUUACACUCUAUCGUGAGUGCUACUGCGGAAUCAUACCGCCAUUUAUCAUAAAAUCACUUUGAAGUCAGAUUUUCAAAAUAGCGACGUUUCUCUAUUAAAUAAGUUGUACGGUUUUGUAUGCAAUUUUUUUAAUUUUGAGUAACUGAAAGAAGUACGUAACAACAGUUUAAUGAUAGUUUUUGUUUAACUAUAAAGGAGUCGUACAGUUAUACGGAUAUAAUAUUUACCAACUCAAUUUUAAUUUAUCCCAAUCGUAUAAGUGCAAUUAGUUCAAACAAGUUGUACUAGUCAAAAUCCAAUUAAUAAGCUAAAUAUUAUCAAGAUGAAUGCAAACAGUUGCAUUUCCCGAAUGGCUUGUUAAUCUGUCAAAUAUAAUUGAUUUAGUUUAAUCUAAAAGUUUAGUUCAAAACAUCUUUUCAUGUUAUAUGUGAAAACACAUUCUUUUAUAAGAGUACCUUAUUAUUCCGUUGUUCUCGAUUAUUAAUACUAUUUGUAUUAAGCGUGUACCCAUAUUAAUAUAUAUUAAUGAAAAUUGACGAAAAUGGCCCUUUUUUUAAUUAAAAUAACGUUCGAGUUAUUUUGUAAAUCUGACAAAAACAUUUUCUAAGCAAUCACUGCCAAUUGUAACUGAUGUACAAGUGUAAAUGUCUAAUCGUUUUGUUGAUAUUGUAUGCAUUAAUUCAACAAAUUAGCCGAGUGAUAUAGUUAAGUAAGGUAAAAUGUAUAUGUAAAGUGUACAUAAGGUUGAAUAGAGUAUGAUAGUUGGUUCGGAUGAAUAGAAUAAAGAUAACUAAGAAGCUGAUCUCAUAGCAGUAAAAGUUUAAACCCAAUAGUGUACAUACAUAAGUCGCGAAUAAUGUUUUGUUUUAUUUUCCCUUUGUACAUCAAACUUUUAUUUAUCUAUUUGUUCGUAGUGAAUUAUUUGUAUUUUUUAAUUUUUAAGUCGUUAGCAUUUUUAAUCGUCAUUGAAAUUGUAGCACUGCCAAAAAGUAGGUCGCGGUUUUGUUUCAGAAUUAAGUAAUUAAUUUAUUUUUAUAUUCAGUGUACUCGAUAGAUAAGACCAAUAAUUCCUGAUAGCAAUUGCGUAGGGUGUUACCUGUUCUGAAGGGUCGAAUUGUAAGAUUUGUAUUCAAGCAGUUGCAAUAAAUACUUCAUGACGUAAACAGACAAAGAAAUUUUUCGUUAACUUAAUACAAUUGGAUAUAUUGAACUAGCUAACUUUAAAAUGUGACAGGGUUACAUUGUAAUUGAAAUCAGUGUUGCACAACGAAUAGUAAAUGGCUGAUUGUAUAAUACAUCUGGAAAAUUUUACUUAAGGAAGUUGUUAAAAAUCAGCAAUAAAAUAAAUAUUAAAAAUCAAAUGGAAAAUUAGAAAGUCAGCAUUUCAAGAGUGCAUGAUUUUUGAUGGUUUUAAAAAAUAGUGAAGUUUUUAUUUCUCAUCUGAUUGUUAAUAUUUAGUGCCUACUUAUUUUCAUUGCUAAUGUUUAAAAGAUUCACCAAAACAAAUUUUGCAGAUGUUCUUGUACAACUAAGUAUUUGUUUUACGUUUGAGUAAAAUCCUUCUAACAGCGUCAACUCCCCGCACCUCAUAGAAAUUUCAUCACUUAAAAGUUUAAAAAAAAAUUCAUUUAAUGAUUACUAUAAUGAGUAUUCACUAAAGUGGUGUUUAGUAUUGUUUGCAAAUGCUUGGAAAAUAAACGAUUUGUAUUAACUGUCUGUGAAUAAGAAAAAUGACAUUUGUCAAAUAUUCUUGAUUCCGUUUUGUCCUUAUUAAAUUAAUUAAGCCAAUUUAGGACAUGGUAAAAUGUUCUAAUGAUAAACAGAGAACUGAAACAUAAAUAAUAGUUAAUAGUUUUUACAUUAAGAAAAGUAAACUAGAAUUGCAAUUAAAUUUCAUAGCUAUCGGAUAUUAAAAAUUUUAUUUGAAUUCAGAUUCUCUAAAAAAUGUUGACUCAGGGGUUAUGAAUUAAUUACCAUGUUCUAAAUUAACAGAUUUUAUAAAAACAGUUAUUUUAUCAUAGAUGUGUUUUUUGUUUUCUUGUUCACAGUGUCAGGAUUGAAAAAGAAAUGCAAAAGUUAGAAGUGAACUGUUUUUAUAAAGUAAAAUUACACGUUGCCUUUACAUCUAUACUGUUUAUUUCUUUUUUUGAGAAUAAAAUGUUUAGUUUCGAGCAAUCGUAUUUUCUAAAGGUAACGAGGAUUUUGCAAGACAGGACGACGUUUCAUUAGUCAAAAACACGACCAAUGCUGUAUCUACAAACGUCGCUGUCGGAUAGAUCUUCGGCAAUGGAACAUUAUUUCUUACAGUGCCUUCAUAAACUACAUUAAUAGGGAAACAAUAUUUUUUGCAACUACAAGAUCCAAUACACCUGAACUAAACCUGUAUAUUGUAGGAACUCAAGAAUUUAGCUCAAUUUUUUAUCUUCAUUUCUUUGAUGUUUUAAUAUAAUUCAUAUUCAAUAUAAGUCUGAGUAUCAA